Heterotrigona itama is the source of this 492-nucleotide messenger RNA. The record is from the annotation of a GenBank genome assembly. NCBI's taxonomy places the organism in Eukaryota, Metazoa, Arthropoda, Insecta, Hymenoptera, Apidae.
AUGUUCGUGCGCGGUCGGCCGAGGUCGGGCAGGGACGAGCGAGCUAGGCAGCGCCGCAGCGCGGGUAGUUUUCGUGCCUGGUUCGUCGUGCUGUCGUUCGUCGUUCCGGAUCGUGUGUUCGUCGUUUCCGUGUUACGGCGGUGGGCGAAUUCGCGCGAAAAGCACGCGCCUCGGAGGACGUGCUGUGCUUUCAUUCAUCAGCCGCGCCGCGGCUUUCUCACGACGGAGAACGGAGAGAUGAAAAAUCGUCCCGGCGAAUACGCGAUGUAUCCCUCCUUCUCGCGCUCGCUGUUCCCUUCUCUGUUGGCGCUGCACGGCAGCCUCUCAAGAGGCUACGAACGAAUGUUUCUUUGCAAACAAGUGGAUGAAAUUCAAUUCGCAUAUGAAUUGGCUGUCUCGAUUAUGAUGGUACAUUCGCGAGUGUCGUUCUCCGUUUGUGUCGCGACUGUUUCGCGGUCUAACUUUCUUUCUCUCUCCCCAGUGGCCAUUUAA